This is a messenger RNA of Panicum hallii, 921 nucleotides long. RefSeq lists its product as uncharacterized. NCBI's taxonomy places the organism in Eukaryota, Viridiplantae, Streptophyta, Magnoliopsida, Poales, Poaceae. The transcript is spliced from 2 exons. The coding region runs from base 1 to 921 and encodes 306 amino acids. The record is from RefSeq and is a predicted model, not a curated record.
AUGGUUAAAGGAAAAGAGAAAGAAAAGGUUGAAGGUGAUGGCUCCGCUCGUGAGAGGACCAUCACUUGGGAUGAUGAUCAAACCAAGUUUAUGUUUGGUUGGUUCAUUGAGUUCAUAAAGGAUCAACAUGCUGGUUUCAAGCUUAAAAAACAGCACCACUUCAAGUGUGCAGAAGCAUUGAAUAGACAAUUCAAUAUAGGGGUAAGUGCUACCCAAGUUGAGAGACAUCUGAGACACUACAAGGAAAAUUGGAAAUUUGUUGCAUUAGCCUUAGCUAAGAGUGGUAACACUUUUGAUGCAACAAGGUCUAUGGUAAUUAUCUCUGAAUUAGACAAGGCAAAUUUACAGGUUAGAGUAAGAAGGCUCCUUUCUAAGCCUAUCAAAUUCUACAAUGAAAUGCAAGAAUUGUUCCGUAACAGCAAUGCAGACGGUUCUCUUGCUAUGGAUGCCGCUAAUUGCAUGAAUGACACACAAGAUGAUGAAGACAAUGACUUGAAUGAUGACAUAUGCAAUGACUUUUCAAAUUAUGCUCAACCUCAAGAUGAUCUAGGUGAUGAUUCUGACACUUUGCCUUCUCCUACAAAUGAGCAAACUAGCUUUUUAUCCCAAACUGCCGAUGGUAGUUCAUCUAGCUCUGGAAUGAAGCGUCCUAGAGCUGAGGGUAAACUAGCCAAGAGAGAUGUGAGACCGAAAAGUCGGUUGUCAAAAAUAGGGGAUACGAUUGCAACUACUUUGGUGACCCUUCAACAAAAACUCAAGAAGCCGGCACCGGCUCCACCACAUAUGCCUAAUUCUGAUGCUAUCUUGUGGCAAAGGCUUGAAAAUAUGACAUUAACUACCGAUCAAAAGCUGAUGGUGGGAACUUUUCUAGCACAUAAGGAUCAAAAGGGUAUGCGUGGUUUUCUAUCCGGUUCAGCUUAG